AUGACGACCAGGAUAUUAUACUUGUUCGUUUGGUCUACGACAUUUCUUGCUGAGCUGCAGUGCACCUCGCAAAGGACCACCGCAGGGCUUGCGUUCCCCACUGCCGGGCUUGGCAGCAGCCGGGAUGCCAGAAGUAAAAAAGACUCCAACCAGACCUAUAACUCCCGACUUAAGAGGAAAAACCUGGCCAUGGAUUUUGCAGUGCCCUCUCUGUUGCGCUACUACAUGACCGAGUUGAUAAAACGCCCACUUAACGGAGAUUGUCUGACUUUUAGUGGAUGCUAUACGGUGCGCGCUAAUUUAAGGAUGCACUGCAUUCCCUUACAAAAAACGGUGGCUACUUUUCUCGACCCAAAGUUGGCUGCAAUCGAUAGCAUGGCGGCGGAGAAUUCAACCAGUGCUGGUGGACAGCUCCCACACCGCUACAAGCGGCCGCUGUCCAAAGUUCUGAAUUUGGGCUUAACGAAAGCCAGCCGUAAAUCGAAUCAAGUCGUGGUGGAAAUUGGGGAGGACUUGGUUAAAACAGGAUGCGGUGGACUGGCAGUCUACGAGGAAGACCCGGUAUAUUUCCUGGAAAUGGACCUAACAAAUAUUUUGGAAUGGUGGUUGGGCGCGGAAGGGGGCCGGUUAAGGGUCAGGCUUAUGCCCGAAAAGAAAGCACAGGUUCCCGGGAGAGAGGACAAGUACACCGUGGCGAUACGAGCAGCAGACCCCCAGCUCUUUCUUCAUAUAGCCUCCGGAGGUAAGGUUUUAGAUCGAUCCCUCCUCCUCCUCCUCCUCCCCCUCCAUCAUUUCUCUGUCACACACACACACACACGUUCCCAUCCUCAUAAUGCAAUGCUUCAAUGAAUGACAUGUAGUCUAGCAAUGGACUGUAUCAAUGAAUGAACGGCAACCACAAUGCUAGUGUUGGUUGGUAUAAGUACGGCCUAUAAACUGUGUGCCAUUAAAUUUUUUGUGGAAAUAGUUGGAUACCCUCACGGUAGCCUAAUAUCUCACGACAUGUAUCUGGUUCUCAUACACCGCUGCUUGUUUCUUUGCGCUGUCUGAAAACUGCAGGGUACAAGUUUGAUUGUGUUGUUGGAUUUGAUAAGGUUCUUUGGCUUGAUAGAUAG
Molecule: messenger RNA, 1115 nt
Organism: Coregonus sp. 'balchen'
Lineage: Eukaryota; Metazoa; Chordata; Actinopteri; Salmoniformes; Salmonidae
Source: the annotation of a GenBank genome assembly